This is a messenger RNA of Prorocentrum cordatum, 471 nucleotides long. The record is from the annotation of a GenBank genome assembly. NCBI's taxonomy places the organism in Eukaryota, Dinophyceae, Prorocentrales, Prorocentraceae.
AUGAGCAGGCCUGUCUUUUGCACUUUGAUCCGCUCAUGUUUCGAUUUAUUUGGUUCAAUGCGUGCAGCUUGCGGAGGCGCUGCUGCCCAAUUUCUCCUUGGCAACACCGUCGCUUUUGUGGCGGGUCGUCAGGCCGUUUUCAACACCAACAUUUCACCGGGUGGUGUCGAACCUGCUCGAGGCGAACUCGUGGCACGCCAAGCGCGUGGCGGAGCCGGAACCUACUGGGAGGGCGAGUGGAUCUGCGCGGAUUGCGGCUACAUUUACAACGAGCGUGCUUUCGGGUCGAAGUUCGAGGACCUGAAGAUGGGCUUCAAGUGUCCUGCCUGCGCAGCGCCCCGCCGCCGCUUCGCGCGCAAGCUCGGGGACAAGGUUGGCACCACCCUCGACGGUGGAGACACGCCGAUCAUCAUCUUCUCGGUUGUCGCGCUCGUGGCGGUCUUCGCCAUUGCGUACUGGACCCUGAACUGA